Cygnus atratus (black swan) is the source of this 4119-nucleotide messenger RNA. RefSeq names its product mucosa-associated lymphoid tissue lymphoma translocation protein 1-like. Gene Ontology annotation, molecular function: cysteine-type endopeptidase activity. Gene Ontology annotation, biological process: proteolysis. The record is from RefSeq and is a predicted model, not a curated record. NCBI's taxonomy places the organism in Eukaryota, Metazoa, Chordata, Aves, Anseriformes, Anatidae. The transcript is spliced from 15 exons. The coding region runs from base 257 to 2164 and encodes 635 amino acids.
CCCGGGUGGCCCCUGGAGGAGCUCGGGGGCCGCGGCGGGGCGAGCCCCGGUGAGCGCCUCCGCCUCUCCGCAGGGCCCGCGGGAGCCCGGCCGGCCCGGGGAGCCUGAGCCCGGCGCUGCCCCCCGAGGACGGCGGCUCCUCGGAGGCCACCAUGCCGGCAGGUGCUCGGUGGGGCGAGGAGCCGCCUGCGAGGCCGGCGGCUGCUGAGGGCGGCCGGGGCAGGUGCGGUGCGGGGGACGAGGCGUCGGUAGAGCGAUGCAGACAGCCAUUGUGAUCACCGAGCAGCCGGUCUCCGUCUCUGUCCCCGUUGGUUAUUCCUUCACGCUGCGGUGCAGAGCCGAGGCUCGUACAUUGCUACAGUACCAGUGGUUUUGUCAGCGCCAGUCUGUCUGCUGCCAGAUUCCUGGUGCUACCAAGCAAGACUUGCCUAUCACUGCACAACAGACCCAACUCUACACCUGCAGAAUCAAUGACCUCUACAGAAAUGCCGUCUUCUCUGACUGGGUGAAGGUGGAGGUCCAUCCGUGUGUUGCCAGAGGACUGCUCCCUCAGCUCUGGCAAGGAGAACCGGUCAUCAUCCUCAACCCCACUGAGCAGAAGGUGGAAGUUGGGAAGCCACUACUGCUGCAGUGUGCUGCCAUGGGGGUCCCAGCCCCCAGCUACCAGUGGUACUGCAAUGGGAACGUGCUGGAACACCAGAAGAAAAAAAAGCUCUGGAUCACCCACGCCAAAGUCAGUGACUCCGGCACGUACCUCUGCUGUGCCUCCAAUAGCCAUGGAGAGCACUGGACCAACGCAGUGGACAUUCACAUAGGUUCCUGUCGUUCAGAGAAGUUUUUUGCUACAGGCAAGAUAGCACUUUUAGUGGGCAACAACCGCUACCAGCAUCAUCCAAACCUGAUGGCUCCCGUCACAGAUGUGUUUGAGCUGAGUGUUCUUCUGAAGCAGCUGGGCUUCCAAGUUGUCUCUCUUCUGGACCUGAACAAAGCUGAGAUGGUGACAGCAGUCAGUCGGUUCCUGCAGCUCCUGGGAAAAGGAGUCUAUGCAAUAUUCUACUACGCUGGGCAUGGCUAUGAACAUCUGGGGAGGAACUACAUGGUCCCCAUUGAUGCUCCACAACCGUAUGCCCCUGAGAACUGCAUCAGCGUGCAGAGGAUCCUCCAGAAGAUGCAGCAGCAGCAGACGGCCCUGAACCUCAUCCUGCUGGACACCUGCAGAAAAUGGUACAACUUAGAGUGUGCCCUCUCCCAGGUACAGCCGCUGGAGCCCUGGGGCAAUAUUGUUUAUGGCUACGCCACGAGUGAAGAUGCGGAAGCCUAUGAGUUGCAGGAUGGGGAGUUCAGCUCUGGGAUCUUCAUGAAAUAUUUGAAGAAACAUAUUUUGCAGGAGAAGAAGGUUACACACAUGUUGGAGGAUGUGUUAGAAGACAUUGGCCGGGAUCCCUUGGUCACUGGGAAGCAGGUGAUGGAGAUCAAACACACUCUGAAGGAAGCCCGCUCCCUGACAGACCCCAUCUGUCCCUUGGGAGCAGCCGUGGAGCGCUGGGGAUGUGGCCACGAGCCACCGAGAGAAACAGUGACGUUCCCCUGUGGGGUGCGGGCAGAGCUCCGCUUCCAACACCUUUUCUCCAAUGUGAUGUCUGUCUGCGCCAAGCUGCAGGACCCCCCGGCCCAUGUCACUGAUGCCUACCUCAUGCUCCGCCAGCCCACCGAGGUGGAUGAUGUGGCCAACCUGGAGGAGAGCCGCCCGGACCAAGUGGAAUCUCUGCUCGCAUCUGUUUGCAAGCAGGAGGAGCAGGACUGCAUCUUCCAGCUCUGUGGACUACAGAAAAUUCAGGUGGAUGUGGUCCUGCAGUUGGAUUUGCAUUACACCCAGCUGAGCACAAAGAAAAGGACUUGUGAAAGCCUUCAGAAAAUCCUCCCAAAAUCUCUGCUGGGGCAGUUUUUCAGCCAGAGGAACUAUGCCCAGCCAAAGUACCAGAACACUCCUGCCUGGGCAGACCCGAAGGGGCAGCAGGCAUCCUUGAGGACAGGUGCUGGCCACAGCUUGCCCAGCAGCAACCCCUCCAACUCCAGCAGCGAGCCGGAGGAGAAUGACGAGAGCAGCCUGAGCGAGCUGUGCUCGGCACUGCUGCGGGCUGGCCCCGGGCAGGACCAUCCGUGACCCUGCAGGCUGGCGUGUGCAGCUGAGGGGUGGCUGCCUUGUAGAGGCAGCAGUUAUUCAAGUGCUGAACACGGCAGAAUUUAUCUGCUUCCCAGCCUCAGCGAUCACCCUGUCCAAAUGAGGCCAAGGCUGCUUUUUUGGAAAGGCUUCUCCCAUCUGGUCCUGAAGCCUGCUAGAAACGACCCCUGUCCCACAUGAGGCUGUAGGCAUCACCAAGGAGUCACUGUCACAUCUGGCGGAGGACCCGGCCACCCGACAAGUCAUAAUAUUGCCAGACAGAACCCAACAGUGCUCACAGUCAAGGGCACGGGAUGGUGUUUUCUGCGAAUCAGAGUUUGCGAAGCAAGUGCCUGAAAGCAAGCGUUGCAGCAUUAAUUGUGUUGAGAAACCCACAAACACUACAGUCCUGCACUACAGCAGAGGCACCAUCUCAAAGCCCACAACUGCUGUUACUGCUUGUGCCAAGGACACAAGGAAUGACCAAGGGACCCAGAUAAAACUGUGUGAAUGUGUAAGCUUUCUCCUGGGGUUGCACUGGGGGUUUCCUUCCUUGCAAGUCCUGCUUGUGUCCAAGCAGGUUUUAAAUUAUGUGUUUAUAUAUUUCUACAGAAUGUAUUUAUACUUGAGGCAAGAAGAGUGCUUGCUAGGAAAAGGAGGCUCAGAUGUCCUGUCAGGUGCAUGUUUACAGUGGAGGCUGGUUUUCCAUCAGUAGUAGCCCCUGGGCAGGUAAAUUUCUGCAUGCCCCUUGUAGCAUGUUACAUUGGGGCAUAAAAGGGUGUUAAAUUCUGCGUGGUCCUGAGUUCCUCUCAGAUGCAGAAUCUCUACAUGUGGGAGAUGGAAAAGACCAGGAUGGAGGAGGAAGAACCUCAAAAAUAGUUAUUACUGCAACUGGUUUUUUUGUUUGUUUUGUUUUGUUUUGUAAGUGCCUGUCUCAGUGUGCGUGCACUGUGGGCAGCCUGAAGCACUACUUUCUGUGGAGAACCAGCCGUCCAGGGAGGAACACAGGUGAGGAGGCCCAGCCUGAGUGGUUGCAGUCUCCUCCCUGCCUGCUUCUCUAAUUUUUCUUUAAUAAGGGCCUAGGAGGACAAUCAAAAAGCACACAGAGGCCAGUGACCCCAGUGAGGUGUGGGUUCUCCAUCCCUGGAGACAGUCCACUCCAGACUGGAGAAGGUGCUGGUGAGCUGAUGGAAGUUGGCCUUGCUUGGAGCAGGGAGCUCUACCAGAGAGCUCCAGACAACUCUUCUGGCAAUUGUGAUCCUGUGGCAGAAGGAAUUUGGAGCUCAAAGACUUCUUGAGAAGUCAGGGAUGGUGGGGUGAGAUGGGAAGAGUGCCUGAGCUCUCUCUGCUGUCUUGUUCUAAAAGAGGGGUGGGGAGAACAUUUUCUGAGUUUUGGUUCUUCUUCGGCCGUGAAGAUAACAGCAUAUCAGUGUACAGUGGGGACUGCUUAUUGCAGCAUGGAAAAAUAUGAAAUGCUUCUUCCAGAUAAACCAUCCUACAAAUGCUGGAAGCCUGUCCAAAGAGAACAGAGGAGGCUUUUAUUCUCCUCACAGUGAGUAGAGCCAAGGGAAAGAAGAGAGGCCCCAUCUGGCUGAAGUCUAGAAAGUCUUCUAGGAAAAAAAAGUAAAGCUCAAAAAAAAAUAAAUUACAGGAUGAAGUUUAAAUAAGAUGGACUGAUAGAGAAACUAAACCAGAAAAUAAUAAACUAACUGAGGGGAGAACCAAAGAUUAAAUCAACACCAGCAGAAAUUUAAGACAGGUCAGUGGGAAUUGCUAUGGAGCCAUUUAGGAGGAGUACAGUACUCAAAAGGAGGGAUUAUACACACCCUUCUAUACCGGUGGGGCAAAGUGUGUCUCUGGCUCGUGUAAUUAUGGCAGAUGUCAUCUCAUGUGAAUGUUAAUCUCAUUCAAAGCAAGGCUGUUUAUUUUUUCUAAAUAAAACACUUGCUGUUUUUGAA